Messenger RNA from Microstroma glucosiphilum, 1794 nucleotides. Its product is annotated as NAD(P)-binding protein. The record is from RefSeq and is a predicted model, not a curated record. NCBI's taxonomy places the organism in Eukaryota, Fungi, Basidiomycota, Exobasidiomycetes, Microstromatales, Microstromataceae. Gene Ontology annotation, molecular function: methylenetetrahydrofolate dehydrogenase (NAD+) activity; methylenetetrahydrofolate dehydrogenase (NADP+) activity. Gene Ontology annotation, biological process: purine nucleobase biosynthetic process. The transcript is spliced from 2 exons. Gene Ontology annotation, cellular component: cytosol. The coding region runs from base 1 to 1794 and encodes 597 amino acids.
AUGGCGCAAUCGAUCAACCUGCCUUCGAUACGCCCCACUGCCUUCCUGUCCACCGCUUCGUCUCUGAAGUCUGCGACCAGGUACAACGGUACUCUUCGCGGCCUCGCUUCCUUCAAAGACUCUCGUCGCCCAACAGAUCCUGCUCUCUCUGCUGUACCCAGUCGGCGGUCAUUACAAAGCUCUCCCAACUACCACGAAGAGGCCCAGAGGCUCUCUCAACAUCUCGCACAGUCAAAAGUCGGCGUAACAGAGCUCAACUCGCUCCUCUCCGCCCUUGCCCGUCCACCUAUCAAGUCUUCCCGUUCAGAGGACCCCGUCGUAAGGUUCCAGCGUAAAGCCCGCUUCAACGCUCUCCUAGAUACCUUCCACUCGGCCACAGUCUGUUCGGCCGAAGAGACAGAGGCCACUCUAGAGGAACACUUCAACCAAUUCGCUCAAGACGCACUUCACCUUCCCUCGUCUCCACACGUAGUCUUGCAGGGCAUCGCUUCAAGUAUGACGGAGCCAUCCCUGAACACCACUGGCAACGCCGGCGCUUCGUCCUCGGCCGAGGCCAUCAGUGAGACCAACCCUGGCAAGCUGGUCAGCGCGGCUGCCAUUGCCAAGCCCUUUGUCGAUUCCAUUACAUCCCAGAUCGAGUCUCGAGUCACCUCUGGUAAGAGACGCCCGCGCCUUGUAGGUAUCCUGGCCACUCCCUCACCGCCCUCGAUUGCUUAUGCAGAGUGGACGAAGAAGGCAUGCGAGUCGGUCGGUAUGGAAUUUGACAUCUGGAGGACCUGGGACCAGGCAGAGGGUGCAGAGCCUCCCAGCGAGGACGACAAGAAGCCUGGACUGGAGGACGACGUUGAGGACCUCAUCAUUGCGGCCAAUGCCGAUGAGACUGUCGAUGGUAUCAUGGUCUACUUUCCCGUCUUUGGUGGACGACAGGACACCUACUUGUCGCAGAUCAUCAAGCCAUCCAAGGACGUAGAGGGUCUUUCCUUCUCCUUUGCAUGGAACCUCUACCACAAUGUACGCUGGAUUGCUCCUUCUCAGCUCGGAGGAGCUCCAGGAGCUACAGCAGAGGGUAACGUCUUGACGCAACACGAGAAGGAGCAGGUCACUGCCUCUCUACAGGGCAAGAAUCACGAUCACUCUCUUGGCAACGACGAGGCAGUUCCUCCUGGACUGGUCAAGGGUAUCCUUCCCUGCACACCGCUAGCCAUUGUCAAGUGUCUAGAAGCAAUGGGCGUCUAUGAUCGAUCCUUGCCAUACGGAGAUCGACUGAGGGGCAAGACCAUCACCGUCAUUAACCGCUCUGAAGUCGUAGGCCGACCACUAGCAGCUCUCCUCGCCAACGACGGCGCCCGCGUCUUCUCGGUGGACUUGGACUCGAUUCAAGAAUUCUCUAAGCGGGGUCGAUCUGGCAGCAGCGAGCAGGCUGGUGAGCAGGAAGCUCCUCACGUCCCUUCAAAGGCGGUCCGCUCCGCUAGGGAACGCAACGCCUCGUCCCGUGUGCGACCCCACCACAUUGUGCGUCCCUCCCCCCUGCAGGAUCAGGCAAGCUGCGUAGCCGCCUCAUCCAUCAUCAUCUCCGGCGUGCCCUCUGCGAACUUCAAGGUCCCCACCGACUCCAUCAACCCCGGAUCCGUCGUGGUCAACUUCUCUAGUGAGAAGAACUUUGAAAAGGACGUAAGAAGACGGGCGGCUGUUUACCUUCCUGCGGUGGGAAAGAUGACGUGCACGAUGCUGCAGAGGAACCUUUUGAGGCUGGUUGAGGCAAAGGAUAUGAUUGAGGAUGGGUCGGGGAGGUAG